Molecule: messenger RNA, 289 nt
Organism: Racocetra fulgida
Lineage: Eukaryota; Fungi; Glomeromycota; Glomeromycetes; Diversisporales; Gigasporaceae
Source: the annotation of a GenBank genome assembly
GAUACCGUGCUAUCAAAGAAAUACAUACACUCUUCCUCUAUCCUGAUGAUAUAAUCGAAUCUAGUAGUGAUACAGCAGGUGUAGACGAAAAAUUAGAAGCUAAAAAAUCAAAAUUUGAUUUAAUAAUGAGAGGGUGGGUGAACCGAUCUAUGAGCACAAGAUUUAGCAGAAGUAAUAGACUGAGGGAUUUUAACCCAAGACUUGAAACGAAUGAAGAAUCGUAUAAUAGCGACGAAGAAUAUGAUGAUGAUGAUUACGGUGAUACAAAUGGUGAAAGAAGGGUACCGAU